Bubalus bubalis (water buffalo) is the source of this 3934-nucleotide messenger RNA. RefSeq names its product solute carrier family 39 member 12 (gene SLC39A12). The record is from RefSeq and is a predicted model, not a curated record. Bases 1316 to 3493 code for a protein of 725 amino acids. The transcript is spliced from 15 exons. Gene Ontology annotation, cellular component: membrane. Lineage: Eukaryota; Metazoa; Chordata; Mammalia; Artiodactyla; Bovidae. Gene Ontology annotation, molecular function: zinc ion transmembrane transporter activity. Gene Ontology annotation, biological process: zinc ion import across plasma membrane; intracellular zinc ion homeostasis.
GGACUUGGGCGAGGAGGGCCGAUCUGGGAACCUGAUGAUUGGAAGUGGGCCAGGAAGCAAGGGCUUAAUUCCAGAAAUAAGGCAGAGCUGAAGUUCUGAAAAGCAGCAGGUGACAAGAGGACUGGAUAAUUCGCUCAGUAGACUUUGGGCUACUUAGUUACCAGCUCACCGGGUCCCUGAGACUGAGAUGGGACAGAGCCUACAAAUGAUGCUCAGGUGGUUCUAGCUGCUGGGUGGGCAGCAGAUCGGGAGCAGGAGCUUGCGGGGAACUUUGCCCAAGGUGCCUUCUCUGGUCCUGAGUCCAUUUCCUGUUCUGCAUCCACCUCCACGGCUGGAAGGUCUUGACCACCUCCUCACUCCUCUGUUGGACGCAUGGUUUUGGACUCUUACUUCAAGAACACCUUCCCACAGAUGUCGAGAGAUACAGGCCACGGCCCUUCCCCUGACAGUUUAGAUAAAUCUUGAGUGUUCCCUAAUGUGUGGGUCAAGAGCAGCCGGGCGGUUUCUGGAAGCGCUGGCCGUCCGUAUUUCUAACAGGCUUACCAGCAUUGUCCUAGGAUCAUUUCACUCUUGUUUCCAAUCUUCAUACCCGAUGAACAUUUGAGAAGAAGUAUCUUACCUUCUUUGUUUUUUGCCUUGGUCUCCCUCCCCAACCACUACCUCAGAACCCGACUCAGAAAUCCCUCUCCUUUUCCUGCGCUUUUCAGAUUCAUUUUGUGUCUCUGGAGCCUCUGUACUGUUUCCAUGCCCACUGAAAUCUUGGGUGUUUAACUUGUCUUACCGCCUAUAAAAUUUACCACAUUUGUUCUUUCAGUCAUUUAUUCCCUAAUAAGUUAGCGAGAGCUCGUUUCACAGCACCGGAGGGCAUGAUGUAAUUACUUAUAACACAGAAUCUGAGAUCAGAAUAUACACAGCUAAUUAAAGUUUCCCACUUAAGUCCCAGAUCUUUGGUUUGAGUGUGGAUAAAGCAGUUAUCACAAAAUCAUCUGAGAAAUAAAAGAAAUCUUGAUUUAACAUGAAAACCUUUCCAUUCUCAACUGAAAACUUUUCUGGGCUGAAAUAAUCCUCUCUAGCUCCCAGCGCACAGUCAAGGAAUUUUAAAAACAGAGGACUUCGUAACCACGAAAUACCCUCCAAGAUUUAAAAGGCCACAGAGCUCCAGAUAAAUAAUCAUUUAUCUUUCUUCUGAAGGCACAAUAAUUAAAGCCUUCAUUUCCCCCCUUUCCACUGACAUUCCUCCAGCUACAAGUUGACACCGUGAACACCAACCCAUCCUCCUCCAUCAGAGCAGACUCGGGGUAGAGGAAGAGUGGAGAUGUGCUUCUGGACAAAGCCUUCUGUAUCCUGGGUGUCCUUGUUCCUUCUACUCAGCCUUGAUCCCUCGACUGAGACAGAAAAACCCUCAACUCAGGACAGCAGCAGUACUUGGAGUCCAGGGCAACUGACGGAAGUUCUACAGGUUCUCUCUGCUGAUGACCCCCGUCCCCUGAACCACUCAAGAAGCCUCAUCAAAACAUUGCUGGAGAAAACUGGGUGCCCUCGGAGGACAGACGGAAGGCAAGGAGACUGCAAUCUGUGCUUUGAACCGGAUGCCCUGUUACUAAUAGCUGGAGGAGAUUUCGAGGAUCAGCUCAAAGAGGAAGUGAUUCAGCGAGUUUCUCUUCUCCUCCUCUAUUACAUCAUUCAUCAGGAAGAGAUUUGUUCUUCUAAGCUCAACAUGAGUAAUAAGGAGUAUACAUUUUACCUGCACAGCCUUCUCAGCCUCAGGCAGGAUGAAGACUCCUAUUUCCUUUCACAGAAUGAGACAGAAGAUAUUCUGGCUUUCACCAGGCAGUACUUUGACACUUCCAGAAACCAGUGUAUGGAAACCAAAGUGCUGCAGAAAAAAUCUGGAAUCCUAAGCAGUGAUGGUGCCGAUGAAAACACUCUUCCCCAGUUGGCAGCGACAAUCAUUGCUCUGUCCCUCCAAGGUGUUUGUCUGGGACCAAGAAACUUGCCUCCCCCAGACUAUUUUACAGAAUACAUUUUCAGUGCCUUGAAUAGUACGAAUACUCUUCACCUAUCAGGUAAAGAUGCUUUUCAUGAAUUUCAUUUCCAAGUCACACCUGCUAAAUAUAAACUGUGCCAAAAACAAAGGCGGAAGCAUUGCGGUGACCGAGUUUGUUCAGAACUAGACAAGCUCCUCAACACUCUCUGGACUAAAAGUACCUGUAUCAGAAAAGAUAAAAUCCAUCAGUUUAGAAGGAAACAAAACAGCCUAACAAUUCAUGAUGGAGACUACUCUAAUCUAUCUGUAUCCAUGGACCCAGAAUCAGAAGAUGGUCCAAUUUCCUGGGAUCAGACUUGCUUCUCUGCUGGGCAGUUGGUGAGCAUAUUUCUACAGAACAAGCUUUCACCCAUUUCUAAGGAGGACUUUAAGCAAAUGAGUCCAGGAAUCAUUCAGCAAUUGCUCAGCUGUUCUUGCCAGCUGCCCCAGGACCAACAAGCAAAGAUGGCACCCACCACGCUGGAGAAAUAUGGCUACAGCACUGUGGCGGUGACGCUGCUUACGCUGGGCUCCAUGCUUGGGACAACACUGAUCCUUUUCCACAGCUGCGAGGAGAACUACAGGCUCAUUUUACAGCUGUUUGUGGGCCUGGCUGUUGGGACACUUUCUGGGGAUGCUCUGCUCCACCUCAUCCCUCAGAUUCUUGGUUUACAUAUGCAGGAAACCUCAGAGUUUGGAGAUUUCGAUGAAAACAAAGGGCAUAUUUGGAAACUGUUGGGAUUAAUUGGAGGCAUCCAUGGAUUUUUCUUAAUAGAAAAAUGUUUUACUCUUCUUGUAUCACCAGGUGCCAAGCAGGGCGUGUCAUUGGUUAAUGGGCAUGUGGCACAUUCCCGCCAUCUUGCAUUCAACCCUGAAUUAAGUGACCAGUCAGGCAGAGGCAAAUCUGCUUCAACUAUCCAGUUGAAAGGCCCAGAAGAUGCACAAGCAGCUGAAAUCCCUAUACCUAGUGUGAACACCCCCAACAGAAAAUGCAAAACCAUUAGCUUGCUAGCAAUAAUGAUUCUGGUUGGGGACAGCCUGCACAAUUUUGCAGAUGGCCUAGUAAUAGGAGCAGCCUUCUCAUCUUCAUCCGAGGCAGGAGUGACCACGACUAUUGCUAUCUUGUGUCAUGAAAUUCCCCAUGAAAUGGGAGACUUUGCUGUGCUCCUAAGCUCUGGACUUCCGGUUAAGAUUGCCAUCCUGAUGAAUUUUAUAAGUGCUUUAACUGCCUUCAUAGGACUGUAUAUUGGCCUCUCAGUAUCAACGGAUCCAUGUAUUCAAAACUGGAUCUUAACAGUUACUGCCGGGAUGUUCUUAUAUUUAUCCUUGGUGGAAAUGCUUCCUGAAAUGACUCAUGUUCAAACACAGCGACCCUGGUUGAUGUUUCUCCUGCAAAACUUUGGACUGACCCUAGGUUGGCUUUCUCUCUUCCUCUUGGCUAUAUAUGAACAAAAUAUUAAAAUAUAAGUUUAUAGUCUCAAAAUCCUUCAAAAAUCAAUUUUCUGGCCUCACGUCAUUUCUUUUAUUAUAUUCUAUAAUGAUUUAUAAAUUAAAUAUUUUUAUCAUAGGUGAAAUGUGUGUCUUUAUUAACUUAUUAAUUUAAUAAUGUAAUUUUGUUUCUGUAGUGUAUAAAUUGAAUUUUCGUUUUAAGUUUCCAACACCAUGAUGGAACUCACACCUUUUUAGUAAUUGGUAAGCUGUAAAUUAAUUCUAGUAAACUUUCAAAAAGAAUUGUUUCCCUAGUAAAAGAUGUUUGUUUGUAGUAUUUGAAAUGGACAGAUGUCUGUUGGGAUACAAUGUGUUUCAACUUCUUUGAUAUCAAUAAUAUAUUUUUGUGUGUAUGUGAAAUUACAAACCAUAAGCAAACUAAAUUCCAAACAAAUGUAAUAAAGUCCAGUUUUAAUGUGA